Messenger RNA from Panicum virgatum (switchgrass), 1791 nucleotides. RefSeq names its product F-box protein At4g22280-like. The transcript is spliced from 5 exons. The coding region runs from base 126 to 1592 and encodes 488 amino acids. The record is from RefSeq and is a predicted model, not a curated record. Gene Ontology annotation, molecular function: protein binding. Lineage: Eukaryota; Viridiplantae; Streptophyta; Magnoliopsida; Poales; Poaceae.
UUCUUUAUUCACAUUCAUUGAAAGGGAAUUCUUCUUCUAAGCUAAGGAUCAGGACAUCAUCUCUUAUUUUUAAGCCAUUAAGGAUCGAAAAGUUAAACUGUAGGCUGAAAUUUAGCAGCAGCGGUAUGGCGGAUGUGGCGGCGGCCAAGCUGAGGAGGUUGGAGCACCACCGCGGCGUCGGCGACGUGCUCAAGCCGUCCUCUUUUAACAUGGAGCACCUCCCCUCGGAGAUUCAACCUGUUGUGAUGUCGCUGCUGUCACUAAAAGAGGCUGCAAGGACGAGCAUUGUGGCGAGAAACUGGAGAAAGCUAUGGACUUGCCACCCUAAUCUAUGCUUUGAUGGUAGCGAACACUGGCCUACAGAGGAGGAUUAUAUCAAAAUAAAAAGAACAAACUUCAUUGAGACAGUAAAUUAUAUUGUACAACAGCAUACUGGAACAGGGCUCAAUAAGUUCAGCAUAAGGUUCAGACUUGGGAAGGAACACUCGGAUCAUCUUUAUAAGUGGAUUGGCUUUGCCACUGCGUCAAGGGCCAGGAUUAUAGAUAUUGACCUGUGGCCAAAAAGGAGCAAGAUAGGACCAUUAGCAGAAGUUUGUGACUUUCCUCUUGAGCUCUUAGGUGUUCAAGAUGGGCCUUUUAUCCAGUCCUUGUUUCUCAAGUAUGUUUCUAUAAAGGCACACUCGGAUUUAUGUGGAUUCAGAAAGAUCAGGAGACUUCUUUUGCACUGUGUUGAAAUAUUUGGAGAUCUUCCAGGCUUGCUAAGUAAUUGUUGUGCUCUUGAGGACUUGGAGCUGGUUUCGUGCCGUGGUGUGGUUCAUCUAAAUGUACCACACCAACUCAAUGAACUUAGACAUUUGCUAAUUUCAAAAUUUUUUGCCCGAUCGAUUGACUUUCAUGUUGCUGGUCUUGCUCAUUUUGAGUACAGCGGAGAAGUGAUUCCUAUAGCACUUCAUGGUUGCUCAAAAUUAGAGAAGGCAACUAUAACAUUUAUAGGCAUAUUGGAAAAAGAAAACUUUGCAUUGAGCCAUGCAUUCACUUCAAUUCCCACUAUUUCGGCAGUAAAGGUGCUAAACUUAAUUGCUGAUAUGCAAGCCCACCCCGUCUGGGCCCCACAGGUGCAUGCGUUGAUGACAAGACCAGCAUAUAUGUUUAUGCUUUUGAGGCAUCUGACUUGUGAAAUAAAAAUCUUUACUGAUGAUGCAGAUAACCAUGUUGGAAUGAUUCGAUUUGCUCACUUUUUGAAUCUUGCACCCCAACUGGAGACCUUGCAAUUGCAUAUGUUCUUUUAUUCGUAUCAUUCCCCCUCUUGGCAUGAGGAGCCAACAGGGAACGAAGUCUCUUCCUGCCUUCAUCACCUAAACAAGCUCAAGACGGUUUACAUGAGUGGAUUCCGCUGUUACUGGUCUCAGGUUGAGCUCCUGUAUGGCAUCCUGGUAAAGAGUUCCUCCGUGCUUGAGCAUAUAACCAUAGAUCCGAAGGUGAAAAUCAAGCCCUGUGGUUCUGAAAAUUCAUACUUGCCUAUAUACAAGAUUCGUGAUUUAGCACGCCGGGCCUAUCAAAGCUUUGGUAAAGCGAUCAAUGUUGUUGAAUGAGUGGUCAUAAAUGAGUUAUUAGCAGUCUGUUAUGUAUUUCUGUUUCCCUUGAGUAUUUAUGUCCCCGUUAACUGUGACAAUUAAAGUUUGGACUUUUCUUUUAGAACUUUUAUGUUGCAAUUUUUUGUUUAUUGCUACCUCUGUUCUUAAACAUAUGGAACUAAAAUCAGACAGCUAGUCAAGUUCAUAUGGAACUAAA